UCAAAGUCAUACCAAGUAUGCCUCGCCGUCGUCCAUCCGGCAAGAGCAGUUCUCGCUCGAAGCCGCGGCCAGUGGAUCGCAAGGAAAGCAAAAUAAAACGGUGGAAUAAGGCUUCUGAUAUUGAGUUAGACGAAGAGGACCAAUUCCAUGCAUCCAGGGAUAAAAUCCUUUUGAAUGGGGACGGAGAUGUUCAGGAUGAUGAUGAGGAUGAAGACGAAGUUUUUGCUCUUGAAGGCGUAUCAGACGAGGAUGAGGAUGAAGAGGAUGAGGACGGAGUCGAGUAUGCUGAAGAUGAAGACGUCGACGAAGACCAAGUCGUCACCAAGAGCAAAACAAAAGCCAAAACAAAAACCAAGUCGAAGAAGGCAUCAUCUCCUUCAGAUACAGGCUCGGAGGACGAAUCCUGGGGUCAAAGCAAGUCAGCGUAUUACUCCUCUAAUGCUGCCCAAAUCGACUCGGAAGACGAGGAGGCAAAUGAACUGGAGGAACAGGAAGCCCGCAGACUGCAGGUGAAGGCUCGGGACGCUAUUCAUGAGGAUGACUUUGGAUUGGGUGAAGGUCUCGAAGCAGAAACCGAUGCUGAGGCUGACGAUUCAUUGGAGGACCAAUCACAUCCUACAAUUAACGUAUCCUUGAAUGACAAGAAGGCCGUCUUGCAACACCUGGAAAGAGAAAAUCCUGAAGCUCUUGCUUUAGCCCGUGACUGGGAUGAUACCGCUCGUAAUCUCAUCGAAAUACAAGCGAAAAUUGCUGCAACAUCGGAGAAAGAAACCGACGGAAUUGAACUCGGACUUCUGCACGUAUACUAUCAGGCUCUUCUGACCUAUGCUACUACACUCGCGUAUUAUCUUCACCUGCGCUCCUCGGAGAAAUACGCAGGCCGUCCUCUACUCCUGAGACAGCACCCGGUCCUGAAUCGUCUGCUCACUCUCAAGCAAUCACUUGUUACACUAGAAAAUUUGGGCGUUGGGACCGACUCGCAGGACGAAGAUGACGAAGAUGAAGAUGACGAGGACGGCGAACUUGGAUUUGAUGCACCUGACUUGUGGAGCGUCCUGAUGACAAACGAUCUCGAAUCUGAUGAGCUUACAGAUCUGCUGAUGGACGCCGAUGAUAAACCGAGCAAGGCACCCAAGGGAGACAAGAUCGAAGCUAAGCCUCCUAAGAAAAAACGCAAGACCUCCGAUGAUAAAAAAGGACAGCCAAUCUUCGACCUCGUCGAGCCAGACUUUGAGGCCGCCUCGACUUCCGCCAAGAAGAAGCGUUCGGCCCCCGUUGACGCCAAUAGUACAGACGCAUUCGGCGAAGCAACGUUCCUACAACACGCUGACGCCACGGACAAACAGGCGCACAAGAAGAGCUUACGUUUCCAUGUGUCACGCAUUGAAAAUGCUAGUGCGAGGCGCCAGAACGCUCGCGUCAAUGCAGUGGGCGGCGAUGACGAUAUACCUUACCGCGAACGGAGGAAAGAAAAGGAGCAGAGAAUGGAGAAAGAGCGGCAGCGAAAAGCCGGAACACUGGGGAUGGGCGGAGAUGACCUGGAUGAUCUGGAUCCCGAAAAUGCUGAUGCAAGCAGCAGCAGCAAAAAGAGACGGAGAGAUGUUGAUGUUGAGGACGACGAUAAUAGCGACACGGCGGAAGGAUACGGUUAUUACGAGCUCGUCAAGCGACAAGCCGCGGAGAAGAAGAGCAAGAAAAAGAUCGACUAUGAGGAGGCUCGGUCGGCCGAGAGACUUGUACUUGGUGAAGAUGAGGCAUCUGGCCCGCGCUCAGUCACGCGGGCCAUCAUGAAAAAUAAGGGACUAACGCCGCAUAGAUCCAAGAGUGUGCGCAAUCCUCGGGUCAAAAAACGCCAAAAAUACGAGCAAGCCAAAAAGAGGGUAUCAUCGCAGCGUGCAGUCUACAAGGGUGGUAUCGGCGAUGCCUCAAAGUAUACUGGCGAGCAGUCUGGUAUAUCCAAAGUUAUCAAGAGCGUCCGCCUGGGAUAAAGGGUAUCACUAUCUGGAGUAUAUCCUGCUACAGAACAUCGAAGUAUUUAGACAACAUGGUGAAACCAAACGGCAGUCUCGAAUAACUACAUAAUGGAAAAAAUGUUAGUCCAUAUGGAUGCAGGAAGUGCUGGGAGGAGAGUAAA
Messenger RNA from Suillus clintonianus, 2134 nucleotides. Its product is annotated as Sas10 C-terminal domain-containing protein. The record is from RefSeq and is a predicted model, not a curated record. Gene Ontology annotation, biological process: maturation of SSU-rRNA from tricistronic rRNA transcript (SSU-rRNA, 5.8S rRNA, LSU-rRNA). Gene Ontology annotation, cellular component: small-subunit processome; nucleolus. NCBI's taxonomy places the organism in Eukaryota, Fungi, Basidiomycota, Agaricomycetes, Boletales, Suillaceae. The coding region runs from base 18 to 1988 and encodes 656 amino acids. The transcript is spliced from 6 exons.